This is a messenger RNA of Tetrahymena thermophila SB210, 687 nucleotides long. RefSeq names its product 3' exoribonuclease family 1 protein. The transcript is spliced from 6 exons. NCBI's taxonomy places the organism in Eukaryota, Ciliophora, Oligohymenophorea, Hymenostomatida, Tetrahymenidae. Gene Ontology annotation, biological process: nuclear mRNA surveillance; rRNA catabolic process; U4 snRNA 3'-end processing. The record is from RefSeq and is a predicted model, not a curated record. Gene Ontology annotation, cellular component: cytoplasmic exosome (RNase complex); nucleolus; nuclear exosome (RNase complex).
AUGAAUAUUAAAGAAUAAAUUACUGAAAAAUAAUCCCUUCUUUCUGUAAGACCUUAAAAUUAUAUCUAGUUGCAACAGGGAAAUUCUAGUGCAAGAUGUUGCUUGCAAACAUAAGAUUCAAGAAUAAUUUGCUCAAUAAUUGGACCUUAUCAUGGCAUUAAAGUUCUUUAAUAAGAUUGCGAAAUUAAGUGCAUUAUAAAUUUUCUCAAUAAAAAUGACUCAAACAUGCAUGAAGAGACAGAGUAGGAUAUAAUAUUAAAGAGAGAUCUAGUUAAUAUGCUUAGUGAAAUUGUGAAUAUCAAAUAAUACCCAAAAAGUAUUUUGCAGCUUACUUUUGAUAUAAUAUAAGUUAAUGGACCAGUGUUCCCAUAUUUGGUUAACGUAGCUUGCUUUGCUCUGUCCUUAGCUGGAAUCUAAAUUUUAGAUAUAUUUUCAAGCGCCUAUAUGGGUUUUAUAGGAAAUAAUUUAAUUAUCGAUCCUAGCGACAAAGAGUUCGCUCUUAUGAAUAAAAAAUUAUGUAUAGUGUAAAUGAAAAAUUCCCAAAAGAUAAUUUACUUGGAUAUGAAUGGUUCUUUAGAUUUUGAAGAGAUUUAGAAGCUUCUUUCACUAGGCAUUAGUGGAUGUAAUAAAAUAUCUACUUUGAUGAGUACGUUGUUGAUAGAGUAGAACGCAGUGUUAAGCAAUUGA